UAUAUUUCGUCUUUCUUGAGUUUGGCGCCUAUAACCGGUCACCCUGUAUUUCUACUCAAUAUGGAACCACUUGUUUAUAGGGAAAUGCAUUUCAAUCAAAUUACAGAUAAUUAUGUAUCAUCAUAAAUUAUAAUAAUUUUAAAUCGGUUACUCACCCAUAUCCUUCCUAUAUAGUACAAUGUUUCAAAUCAUUGGCCUAUAUAAGUGCUUACUACACCCACAUCGGAAUUCAGAUAAUUAGUCAAGAAAUAUGUAUUUUCGAGAUUUGUAUGUGAUCUCAGUUCUGUGCUUCUUACCAUUUAUAAGAUGUCAAAAAGAAUUACACAUUGAUUCUCCUUUCACCUAUCAUGUUGAUGUGGCAGGAAUCAACGUCACCAUCAGAAUGAUGAACAGUACAUUAUUGGGAGUAGAGAAUGAAAGAAUAACAGAUUUUAGAUGGAGUGUUUCUGGAAACAAUACUUUCAUAGAUUACGAGAAUCAUAACCCAAGGCUCACGCAUAUUGCCAGCUAUACCGCAAUCGGAUAUAUCAGAGAACCUUCAUGCUCAGGUUCUGAUAGAGUUAUGAAGAUAAACGAAACGGGCAUAUCUACCAUCGUAUUCCUACACAUUGAUUCUCCUUUCACCUAUCAUGUUGAUGUGGCAGGAAUCAACGUCACCAUCAGAAUGAUGAACAGUACAUUAUUGGGAGUAGAGAAUGAAAGAAUAACAGAUUUUAGAUGGAGUGUUUCUGGAAACAAUACUUUCAUAGAUUACGAGAAUCAUAACCCAAGGCUCACGCAUAUUGCCAGCUAUACCGCAAUCGGAUAUAUCAGAGAACCUUCUUGCUCAGGUUCUGAUAGAGUUAUGAAGAUAAACGAAACGGGCAUAUCUACCAUCGUAUUCCUCAACCAGAUUUUCAGACACUACGUCAACUUGACUAGAAUAGAAAGAAAUGGGGUGGAAGUAUGGAAAGUAUUGAACACUGAAAUGUUGGGAAAUUACCAAACAGGUCACUUCGAUUUCCAAAACCUCCAAGGCGGAUCAGAUCGCAGAAGGGCGGACAUAUUGUUGAGGAUCAAUAAUUUAUAUCCACAAAUCAUCGAGAAUAUCCGCUCGCAAAUUGACGACCAACUUACUACCAUAUUAUUCGACCGUAAUACUAGAAGCAUCCUGGAUGGUGCACCAGCAGAUGAGUUGAUGAUCUGCCCAAAUCCACACCAUGGGAAUAUCUCAAGAAGAUUAUCAUCUGGCACAGAAAACUGAUUCGUAUUUUUUGUUUAUCAUAAUAAUAAUAAUGAUAACACUAAUAUUUAUAUUGUUUAGAAAUGAGAACAAAUAGAUACAGGGUGAGUCAUGAGGAACUGUACAUACUCCUACCACGAAUAGAGGCUCGUUAAGGAAAUACCUUAUGACCCUUAGAAAGUGUCUUUUCCUCUUCUUCAUUAAUAUAUAUAUAUAUAUAUAUA
Messenger RNA from Phaedon cochleariae (mustard beetle), 1446 nucleotides. The record is from the annotation of a GenBank genome assembly. Lineage: Eukaryota; Metazoa; Arthropoda; Insecta; Coleoptera; Chrysomelidae.